AUGGCCUCAGGGAAAUCCUUCAUCACAGCUUUGUUUUUAGUAGUGGUCUUCUCAAGCAUGAGUUUGAGGGUAGAAGGUCGUCAUCUUUUGCAAGUAACCACUCAACCAAAUUUGCCUAACCCAACACUGCUGCCACCUUUGCCUUCAAAUAUUCCAACACUGCCUCAGGCCAACAUGCCCCCAAUGCCCACUAUCCCAUCACUUCCAACUAUGCCAACACUCCCUUCCCUCAACCUUCCCCCAUUGCCCUCAAUUCCAACCAAUAUCCCCUCUUUAUUCCCUUUCUUCUCCCCACCACCUUCAACCUCCUCUACCCCUUAA
Molecule: messenger RNA, 321 nt
Organism: Cajanus cajan (pigeon pea)
Lineage: Eukaryota; Viridiplantae; Streptophyta; Magnoliopsida; Fabales; Fabaceae
Source: RefSeq, a predicted model, not a curated record